This is a messenger RNA of Pygocentrus nattereri (red-bellied piranha), 1613 nucleotides long. RefSeq lists its product as uncharacterized. The transcript is spliced from 6 exons. Gene Ontology annotation, molecular function: ubiquitin binding. The record is from RefSeq and is a predicted model, not a curated record. Gene Ontology annotation, biological process: protein modification process; protein transport; endosome to lysosome transport. Gene Ontology annotation, cellular component: ESCRT I complex. Lineage: Eukaryota; Metazoa; Chordata; Actinopteri; Characiformes; Serrasalmidae. Bases 346 to 1149 code for a protein of 267 amino acids.
UAAUCAUAAGGAAGAGCGCAGGAAGACUCCGGAAACACAUUUGGAAUUUGUCAUUCCUGAUAAUGCAAUAGGCAACAGGUGUAAUAUAAUUUUUAUGUAGGCCAACCAGGAAGAGGUGCACAACAGUUUCAUCAGAAUUGGUGAUGGAAUAAACCACAGCACAAGACAGACAUGCCAUUUAUGUGUGUGCGUGCAGGUAAAAGUGUGUCUGUGUAUUAAUCGGUAAUCUAAUAUUUUCUUAUCUUAAUUUAUCCUUAAAUCUUCUGUCUAUUUGUUACUAACGUAAUUCAUAUAGAAUUGUUUGUUCAGUUGUUUUUGAUAAGACCAGCUUUAUGUUUACCUGCAAUGUUUUGCAAUAAUGUAAUAGCAGGUGUUUCUGAGCUUAUCUUCAUUGUCCUGAAUUUCACUGCUCUAAUGCUAUUGGCUGUUGCACUCAGGCAAGGCCAUAAGCGUGCAAUAAACCUGAAGGAGGACCCAAAGCUGGUGGUUAAUUUACUGCUUAGAGCAAAGAGCAAAACACACAGCACUUCUUCUUCAUCUGAAUUCAAGAGAAUAUCUUUUGAUGCAUCUGUUUUAGUCAGUAGCAUCAUGACAAUUACAACUGUAGGACUGGUGAAGAAAAUGUUACCCAAGACGUAUAAUCACAGAAAAGAGGUCUCGUCAGAAAUUGUGACUGUCAUAUCCCAGUACAAGCACCUACAGCCGGUCGUGGACAGAUUUGUUUUCAAUGAUGGCACUGUGAAGAAGCUGAUAAGCCUAGUAGGAACAGUGGCGGUGUUGUAUCAAGGGAACAUUUAUAACAUCCCUCUAUGUCUGUGGCCAGAGGAAAGCUAUCCCCGCACUCCUCCAGUCUGCUAUGUGAAACCCACCAAAGAGAUGGUCAUCAUUCCAAGUAGGCAUGUGAACAGCAAUGGCCAGAUUCUACUACCUUAUCUGGAUGAGUGGAGACAUACUCAGUGUGACCUCCAUGGCUUGAUUCAAGUGAUAAUGGCUGUCUUUGGUGAAACGCCUCCAUUGUGUAUGCGGCCAGGUUUAGGAGCAGAGACUCAGAGAAUUUCACAGACUAGCUCCACACGACACAACUCCCACAUAACACUGCAGAGAGAGGACGGGGUACCUUUCCAAGGAAAUAAUGAAACCAACUGUUAGCUGUACAAACUGUAUUCAUAUUUUGUAUGUAAUUGUAUAUAUUCAUAUUGAAUUAUAUAUAAUUUAUGUAGUAAAUGAUGGGGUACACACAACCUAAUGGAAAUACAAUAAGAUAAACAUAGUCCUGUUUAUGACUUGAAGCAUGUCCCUCAGAUUCUUCUAUAUGUAAAUUUUGAAUUUUGAAUGGAUGCAUAUUUGUUUGCAGUCUAUUAGAAAACAUUGAUUGUCCUGGUUUCAGUGUACAUCCAUAACUAUUUUUCAUAUUCAUUUCUAUUAUAAUAAUUCUGGCUUAUUUCUGAAGUGGAUGCAUUUAAGGAUGUAUAGUGGAAAAAAACUUUUUGACCUGUACAGAUCGAUGUGCAUGUGCUUUUCCAUUUCAUUGAAUAUUUUGGGUAGUGAUGUCUCCAUAUAGAGCUUGUUGAUGAAAAUAAAAGACUUUUAUUUUGAAACCUACACCCAGUUUG